Messenger RNA from Aureococcus anophagefferens, 1263 nucleotides. RefSeq lists its product as hypothetical. Lineage: Eukaryota; Pelagophyceae; Pelagomonadales; Pelagomonadaceae. Gene Ontology annotation, cellular component: nucleus. The transcript has 3 exons. The annotation marks the transcript as partial. The record is from RefSeq and is a predicted model, not a curated record. Gene Ontology annotation, molecular function: DNA binding; chromatin binding; ATP-dependent chromatin remodeler activity.
UGCUGCGACGCGCUCGAGCUCCAGCCGCACCAGGUCGUCGGCGUCAACUGGCUCCUGCUCCUCGAGCGCGUCGGCGCCAACGGCGUCCUCGCGGACGACAUGGGCCUCGGCAAGACCGUGCAGACGAUCGCGUACCUCCAGGUCGCGCGGAGCCGGACCGCGAGGAAGAGCCGCGACGUCGUCGUCGUGCCCGCGUCGACGCUCGGCAACUGGCAGCGCGAGUUCAAGCGCUUCGCGCCGGGCUGCGCCGUCACCGUCUACCACGGGUCGCAGGCCGAGCGCCGCCAGCUGCGGACCGACGGCGACGUGCUCCGCGCGGACGUCGUGCUCACGACCUACACGUGGUGGGAGCGCGACGCCUGCGCCGACGACCGGUCCUGGUUCGCGUCCCGCGGGCCCUGGACCCACCUCGUGCUCGACGAGGGCCACAACCUCAAGAACCCGGACGCGCAGCGGUCGAAGCGGCUCCGCGCGCUCAAGGCCGAGAGCCGCACGAUCCUCAGCGGCACGCCCAUCAUGAACCGGCCUCUGGAUCUGCUGUCGCUCCUGCUCUUCCUCAUGCCCAAGCUCUUCGCGUCCUGCGGCCUCCGCAAGCUGCUGGCGCCCUUCUGCCUGCGGCGCGUCAAGGCCGACGUCCUCGCGUCGCUGCCGACGAAGACCGCCGAGGUCGUCUCCGUGCCGCUCUCGGCGACGCAGCGCGGCGUCUACCUCCAGGUCGCGGGCCGCGGCGCGGCGCUCAAGAAGGGCCUCGGCGACGCGGCGGCGAAGCACCUCUUCACGGAGCUUCGCAAGGCCGCGAACCACCCGCUCCUCCUCCGCCUCGACAACGCCAAGUGCGAGCGGCUCCGCGAGCUGCUGCCGAAGCUGAAGAAGGAGGGCCACAAGGUGCUCCUCUUCUCCCAGUGGGUCCGGCUCCUCGACCUCCUGGGCCUCCUCUGCGACGAUCUCGACCUGAACUGGAGCCGCCUCGACGGCAGCACGCCCAUCACGGAGCGCCAGCAGCUCGUCGCCGACUUCAACGACCCCGCGGGCGAUCUCGACGUGUUCCUUCUAUCCACGCGCGCCGGCGGCCUCGGCAUCAACCUCACGGGCGCCGACACGGUCAUCAUCCACGACGUCGACUUCAACCCGGAGAUCGACCGCCAGGCCGAGGACCGCGCGCACCGCAUCGGCCAGACGAAGCCCGUCACCGUCUACCGCCUCGUCGCCGAGGACACCGUCGACCGCGACAUCAUCGACCUCGCGAACCGCAAGCGCGCGGUC